CUCACUAUCACUAAAACAAAGAACAGAAAUGGGAACUUCAGUAAUAAAAGCUCUCAAAUAUCUUCUACUUUUCAACAUCUCCUUGACCUUCAUCUACACCAAUGAAGUCUCCGCUUCUCCAGUGACUCUACCGGCGGCAAAGAUGAGCCGUAGACUUGUGGCGGUUCAAGGCAUGGUUUAUUGCAAGUCUUGCAAGUACUCCGGCAUUAAUACGCUCCUAGAAGCAUCUCCUCUUCAAGGAGCGACUGUAAAGUUUGCAUGCAACAACACAAAGAGAGGUGUGACGAUGGAGACAAAGACGGACAAAAACGGAUACUUUUUCAUGUUAGCUCCGAAUAAACUCACCACCUACGGUUUCCACACAUGCCGGGCUUGGCCCACGAACCCAGGUCCCGCGGCUGCUACGGUGACAUGCACCGUCCCUUCACAGCUCAAUAAUGGAACCACCGGUGCUAUGCUUAAGCCUUCUAAAUCAAUCAACAUAGCUGAACGCGGCUACGUUUUAUUCUCUGUUGGUCCCUUCGCGUUUGAACCGGCAUGUACUCGUUGAAGUCUCGACUUUCUUCUUUAUGUAUGUGUGUGCUUGCUUGUUAUGACUAUCCAUCACUAGUGCUUUAAAUGUUUUCAUCGUCGUGUUUGCUUUUUUAGUAUGUUCACGUUUUAAAGCUCGUCUUGGUAGACAUUUUGAGAUUGUUGGUGUG
Molecule: messenger RNA, 701 nt
Organism: Brassica oleracea var. oleracea
Lineage: Eukaryota; Viridiplantae; Streptophyta; Magnoliopsida; Brassicales; Brassicaceae
Product: non-classical arabinogalactan protein 31
Exons: 2
Coding region: 29-550 (173 amino acids)
Source: RefSeq, a predicted model, not a curated record